Molecule: messenger RNA, 1002 nt
Organism: Drepanopeziza brunnea f. sp. 'multigermtubi' MB_m1
Lineage: Eukaryota; Fungi; Ascomycota; Leotiomycetes; Helotiales; Drepanopezizaceae
Source: RefSeq, a predicted model, not a curated record
AUGGAGACGAUUCGCCAACCUUCAAACGCGCAACUAGAAACUGACACCCCCUCCAAUCUCGCCAUCGUCGCCAAAUACUACUGGAUUUUCUCGGGUCCGGUAUUUGUGUUUCCAGCACUCGCGUGGAUCAUCUACAAAGUCUACCAAGGGAAACCUUACACCUUCGAUAGAAGAUUCCCCUGGUGUCAUCGAGCGCUGUCGAGUCCGAGCGCGAGACGGAACGCGGAGGAGCGAGAUGAGCGGCAGGACCCUUUGCAGACGCUGCGAGGCGAUGAGUCUAGGAUGGGAUCAGGAGAUGUGGAGGAGGAAGGAGAGGUCGGAAAGAGAGCAGGCGAUCCAAGUAUGCGCACACUACCACGGCGCUCAGUGCCAGCGUUGCGAGGACAGUUCAUGCGGAAGAUGCCGGGUGAGAUCGGUAUCGAUGGUCGAACUCCCACGAGGGGGCGGAUUGGAGGGAGCGGGACGGCCUAUACAGCCACGGCCGUGGGAGGGAGGUGUUCUACCGCUGGGGUUCAAGCUACCCACCAUUGCAGCGACCGCGCCGCUUCUGCCGACCCAGUGGCGAGAUGGGUCAGGGGUCCGAUUACUAUCGGCUUCAGGAACUCCCGACGGGUCAAUACCAGAAUCACAACACCUGGCAGGCCCAAGAGAGGUCCCGUUGGCAGUCUCAACGCCAGAGUCCGGAUCGCAACCGCCAAGCUCAGUACAGGUCCCGUCAGCAACCACUGCAGGACAAUCAGGAUCGUCAAAACCUGUACCCCAGCCGCAACCAAGACAGUCCUCACUCCCCGUCCCGAGCCAGAGGAUCCGGCAACUACCCAGCGCAAAACCAUCAUCCUGAAACUAAUGAGCUUCCCGGGUACCCGGCUUGGUUUUGGAGCAGACGAGUUGCUUGGUUCGGGUCUGUUCCGUUUGAUGAAGAUGGCCAAGGAUAUGGGUAUCGCAGUCGCGGAAGAGAAGAGAGAUGUACUGCAUGUGGUGCUGAUGAGGGACGAGAGAUGA